GCUUUAGCCGAUGGCAGUGGCUGAUGCCCGGCGGCGGAUGCCAGCGGCAGCCGGGCGAUGGCGAGGAGCCGGGCGGCUUACGAGUACACGGAGGCGGAGGACAAGAGCAUGCGGCUGGGUUUCCUCCUCAUCGCCGCCGGCUUGCUUUCCCUCUUGGGUUUGGGCUGUUGCUGGCUUCGCCCGGCGCUGCAGGAGCGGGGCGGCGGCGGCUCCGCCAACUGCACGGUGCUGGCGGUGCGGCAGCUGGGGGAGCGCUUCGCCUGCACCUUCUCCUGCGGGGCCGCCUGCCGCGGCACCGCCCGCUACCCCUGCCUGCAGGUCCUGGUCCGCACCUCCCGCUCCUCCGCACCCGCCCUGCUCCACGAGGACGAGCGGCAGCUGCGCACCAACCCCAAGUGUUCAUACAUCCCUCCCUGUGCAAGAGACGAUCAGGAGAACUCUGAGAACGUCACGUACAAGCAGAAAUACUGGAAAGAGAAAGUGGGUUCUCAACCAUUUACGUGCUAUUUUAACCAGCACUUGAGGCCGGAUGAUGUGAUGCUGAAGCGCACCCAUGAUGAGACUGUUCUCUUGCACUGCUUCCUCUGGCCUGUGGUGACUUUCCUGGUUGGAGUCCUCAUUGUGGUCCUGACCAUCUGUGCCAAGAGCUUGGCUGUCAGGGCAGAGGCAAUAAAAAAGAAGAAGCAUUUGUGAGUGGCAAGGCUGCUCAUGGAAAAGAAAAACCUGCAAGAUGGUCUCAGGUGGGGCAACCUGACACCCCUGCAGGGGCACCCGGCUGCAUCUCCUUCCAGGGCCUGAUCUGUGGUGGAGUUGCUCUUGUCUCAGGAUUGUUCUUGGGAGAUUUCCCCAUGAAAAUGCCAGCUAAAUGCUUCUUCUGCUAUGGCACUCAAUAAGUAUAUUCUACCAAAAA
Parus major (Great Tit) is the source of this 910-nucleotide messenger RNA. It is a transcript of the gene KCNMB4, whose product is annotated as potassium calcium-activated channel subfamily M regulatory beta subunit 4. The transcript is spliced from 3 exons. Gene Ontology annotation, biological process: detection of calcium ion; potassium ion transport. The record is from RefSeq and is a predicted model, not a curated record. Gene Ontology annotation, molecular function: calcium-activated potassium channel activity; potassium channel regulator activity. The coding region runs from base 58 to 693 and encodes 211 amino acids. Gene Ontology annotation, cellular component: voltage-gated potassium channel complex; membrane. Lineage: Eukaryota; Metazoa; Chordata; Aves; Passeriformes; Paridae.